AUGUUCAUAAAGAAGUUACUGAUCAAGUAAAAAAAUUGGGGUCGUCCGAGAAUCGAACCCGGGACCUCUCGUACCCUAAACGAGAAUCAUGCCACUAGACCAACAACCCUUAAUCAAUAUAAUUAAAUGUUGCGUUGCAAAAAUAAAAAUUGGGGUCGUCCGAGAAUCGAACCCGGGACCUCUCGUACCCUAAACGAGAAUCAUGCCACUAGACCAACAACCCUUAAUCAGUAUAAAUCGAAUUAUUUAAAUUGA
This is a messenger RNA of Tetrahymena thermophila SB210, 255 nucleotides long. RefSeq lists its product as hypothetical. The transcript has 2 exons. The record is from RefSeq and is a predicted model, not a curated record. NCBI's taxonomy places the organism in Eukaryota, Ciliophora, Oligohymenophorea, Hymenostomatida, Tetrahymenidae.